This is a messenger RNA of Pleuronectes platessa (European plaice), 1892 nucleotides long. RefSeq names its product adaptor related protein complex 1 associated regulatory protein (gene ap1ar). The record is from RefSeq and is a predicted model, not a curated record. Gene Ontology annotation, molecular function: AP-1 adaptor complex binding. Gene Ontology annotation, biological process: regulation of Arp2/3 complex-mediated actin nucleation; negative regulation of cell motility; negative regulation of substrate adhesion-dependent cell spreading. Bases 127 to 1011 code for a protein of 294 amino acids. The transcript has 10 exons. NCBI's taxonomy places the organism in Eukaryota, Metazoa, Chordata, Actinopteri, Pleuronectiformes, Pleuronectidae.
AGGGAAGGAGGAUGCGGAAGUGUCUGAGCAGGAGGAGGAGGACAGGAGUUGCUGGACAUGUAUUUAUCAGCCGUGAUGCUCCAGCAGCUGUCAGGCAGCUAGGUCCCGGGCUUAUCCGACAAUGCGAUGGGUAACUGCUGGGCUUACUGUGCGGGUCUCUUCAGGAGAGAGGCCAGCAGGAUCCAGAGAGGAGGCGGAUCCAAAUAUUUCCGAAGCAGCACCACAGGGGAACAUUAUACAAUAGAGUUUGAAAAUCUGGUAGAAAGUGAUGAGGGGGAGGGAGAGAGUCCACAGCCCUGCCCGAGGCCGAUCAGUGAAGAUGAGAUCAAGCACCUCAAAGAACAUCGCUAUGCUGCCAUCUCAGACAGGCAGCUUCAGAUAGACAAGAAGAUCCAAGCAGAGUUAGAGGCACAAGAGGAGAAGUUAAGGCUAGAAGAGGAGGCUAGAAAUGCCGCCCAGCGUGAGACCGCCAGGUUGGCACGUGAGCGAAAAAUGAAGGAGCUGUCUGCCCAGAGGACACGAGGGAAAGCAGGAGGCCCUGGCAGUGAAGCUCAAAGAAAACAAAACUGUGGGGAGGAUUUUGAUGUCUACCUCCAGAAUGUAAGAGCCCAGUCUGAUGCUUUCAGGAGCAACAGACUUCCCUCUGACCCCAAUGUGGUGACUCCCAACACAGAGUGCAGCUGGGAUUUCACCACCAAGACUCGCUCCACUAACGAUGAUGGGACCUCACUGGAUCUAGAGUGGGAGGAUGAGGAAGGAAUCAAUCGGGCACUUCCAGCCUGGGAGAGGUCUCGGACGGAGGAGGACAUCCUGCGUGCAGCCCUGAGGCCCGGCGCCAAGCAGAUGACCAGCGGCCCGACUUCGACCUCUGAGGACUCAAACGCACUGGAGUGGGAGAAUGAUUUUGUGAGUACUCAACCAGAGGACAGUGCAAACAAUGAAUUUGAAGGGUUUGUCAAUCCCGUCCUAGACACUCCCUCUGAGGAUGCCUCGGACAACCAGGACAGAUAGUGUCCGUCACCAAAGGAGAAGACGUUUGCCCUCUUCGUGUCAAAGCCCAGCAGCUUUUUCGCCUCAUGAAAUGGAAAUGUAUAACCUCGCUCUUCAUAUUCUGUAACAUGAGACUGAUGCUGCGGUAAUAUGCUGCAGAUCUCUCCACUUCAGAACACUGUAGUGACAUUUUAUGAACUACUCAUUUUUCAGUGCCUUCAUUUGCUAAAUUAGCCGACCAUUUUAUGCAUUGUGACUGAUGGAUUAAAUCCAUUACCGUCUGUCACGUUUUUCAGUGAGUGCUGAUUUUCAAGCCACAGUGGCUGCUGCAGAAGCUGUGUUCUAUACUCGCUGAUAGAAAUGGAGACAUGUCAAAGGUUUUGGGGUGGGUGGUCCUGCAGAAUCAUUUAUUGGGGUUCUUUAACAUCUCACAGUGGGAAUUUGUUCUCUGCAUUUAACCUUUUCAAACUACUUAGCAGCGGCGCCUGGAGAGCAAUUGCAGUUCAGAGGUCAGCACCUUGCUCAGUGGUAAUGUCAAGAGUAUUCCUGCAUGUAUUUAGAAGUGAGAAUAAACCUGAGUUAGCACAGAAGAAACAUCCGAACUACAGACACAAAAACAUCCUCUCUCUUACCUUCCUCUUCCUUCUAUUGGUUCAUUGUGGUCCGCCAGGUAUAUUGAGUUAGUGCAUGAUGGCAAGAAAAGCAACUGGAUUGAAGUUACUGAUCAGAAACAUGAAGCAUUGGACUUAAUUCAUUUAAUGACUCAGUUCAAUAAUACAGCCACAGUUUCCACAUUUGAGCCUGGACCCAUGUUUGUCUCUUCUUCAGUUGCUUGUUUAAUGUUUUUUUGAAUCAUUGGUCGGUUGCUGUGUGUCCUUGAAUAAACCGUGCAUUUUGGGAAA